Molecule: messenger RNA, 1010 nt
Organism: Canariomyces notabilis
Lineage: Eukaryota; Fungi; Ascomycota; Sordariomycetes; Sordariales; Chaetomiaceae
Product: S-adenosyl-L-methionine-dependent methyltransferase
Exons: 3
Coding region: 72-932 (286 amino acids)
Source: RefSeq, a predicted model, not a curated record
ACCAGUAGUAGUACUGUACCUCCUUACAAGGCACCAUCAAACUUAUAUACCCAAACAAAGUCAUCUGCACAAUGGCCGAUCAGCAACAACUUGAAGAUGCCGAAUACCUGCUCGCGCAUACGGGACGCGAGGUUGAGCGGCUUUCGAUGCAGCAUGCGUGGAUCCAAAAGAGUCUCGACGGCCGCAUUGUCUUUGCCCCGGUCGACUUACAGCGGCCGGGGCUGAGGGUGCUCGAUGUCGGUUGCGCCGACGGAAUCUUGCUCCGUGACCUGCAGAAACAAGUCCACCCCUCAGCCCAGCUCGUCGGCGUCGACAUCAUGCCAUCAUUUUUCCCCACGCCGGAAACGAGCCCAUCCGAGUCCGGCAACAACAUCCGGUACGCGCUUCAAGACAUCUGCAAACCAUUCACCCCGGAUCUCGUCAGCGCCUUUGAUCUCACCCACGUCCGGUAUGUGCUUAUCGGCACCGCUUCAGUCGGCAUCCCCGCGGCGGUCAAGAAUCUUGUUACCUCGCUGGCUCCGGAUGGCUGGCUACAGAUCCAGGAGCUUUUCGUUGCAGACGACGCCCCGGGGGAUACGCCCGCCAUGAAGGACUUUAAGGUUGUGUUUCGGACCCUUCUUGAAAAGAUUGGGAUGGAUGUUGGGUUUGCGGCUGAGUUGGCUGAGGUGUUUAAGGAGGCGGGCUUGGAGAAUGUGGAGUGCAAGAAGGUUAGGUACCCUGUUGGUAAGAGCGCGGGGAAUGAAGAGGACAGUGGGAAUUCGAUACUGCCGUUUAAGCUUACUGUUCCGACUAUGGUGGAGUCGGUUGAGAGUUUGGGCGCUUCCUUGCCCGCGUCUGUGACAGAGAACCUUGGUGAGAGAUUUGAGAGUGAGAUGGCCAGCGUCGGCGGAUUCUUUGAGAGCUAUAUCGUGUGGGGCCAGAAGCCCUUGUAGUGAUGCUCAUGUUCGGCUACAUUGAGCAUUGUGCGCCUUGGGGUUGUUUCUAGAGAUCAGAUAUCCAUGCGUUCCGGU